GCAGGCUUGCAGUAGCAGUCAGUGGCCACUCCUCAACAGUCAUCGCCGGCGGCGGCGGAGCGGAGAUAGAUGGAGCGAGACAGGCGGACGGCAAUGGAGGCGCUCGCGGAGCUGGAGCGCGUUCAAGUCCGGAUCCUUGAACGCACAUCGAGCCUCGAGCUCUCUUACCUCUCCGACAAUCUCUCCUCCUCGCUGUCCGUCUCAUCCCCUCCCGCCGCGAACUGCGGCGCGACAGCUGAAGUCUCUGAAACGGAAGCUCGGCUCUCCGCUAUUCUCAAGAGCAGCGGCGUCAGAGACUUCUGCUUCAAGAGAGUGCCGGGCGAUUACUACGACCGGACUUUUGAAGAACGCCGCGACUUGCUCGGGGCGCAUUCCAUCGAUCAUCUCUGCAAGAGCAUCGUCAUGGUCAAUACACAAGCCCCAGCUAAUAUAACUGAUUGUAGUGAUCGUAACAAUUCGAAGUACUAUGUUGUCGUUGUUCAGUACACUGCUCGACUUAAUGCCGAAUCACUGAAGAACUAUCUAUACUUGCUGAACGGCGGCAAGGUUCCCAAAAAGAAGUUCAAUAUGAGGCUUGCUCCUGAGGAGACUUCGCAAAUGUUAACUGGUUUUGAGCACAAUGCAGUGACAUGCAUAGGAAUGAAGACUGAGAUUCCCGUGAUUUUAGAUGAAGCAAUUGUGAAGCUCUAUCCGGACUUCUUCUGGCUUGGUGGUGGGGAGGUUGAUCUGAAGUUUGGAAUCAGGACCUCUGAGUUUAUCGACUUUGCCAGACCAUUCAUUGUUAGUUGCAGUAAUUGAUUCUUCUUCUGAUGAAGCAGAACCUCUGCUAUAUCUGAAUCCCAUAUCAGAAGUUUAUGGAAGAAAUGCCCCAUCAUUGUUAGCUUCUUGAGUUUUCUCCAACAUUUUGAGGACACAGAUCAGAUUAGAUCAUGCUCGAACAACCUGAGACUGAUUGAACAGUUCUUUGUAAGCUAUUUAUGGUCGAGCCAAGUACAGAAUACGAGAUAAAUUUGUAUGUCUCGUUGUGCUGCUGAAGAGAAAGCUAUAUACAUAUAGAUUUGAACUCGGAAGAUGUUAUAUC
Molecule: messenger RNA, 1081 nt
Organism: Punica granatum (pomegranate)
Lineage: Eukaryota; Viridiplantae; Streptophyta; Magnoliopsida; Myrtales; Lythraceae
Source: RefSeq, a predicted model, not a curated record